Molecule: messenger RNA, 837 nt
Organism: Striga hermonthica
Lineage: Eukaryota; Viridiplantae; Streptophyta; Magnoliopsida; Lamiales; Orobanchaceae
Source: the annotation of a GenBank genome assembly
AUGGCGCAGAGGUCGGUGCCGGCGCCGUUUCUGACGAAGACUUACAAUCUGGUCGACGAUCGGGGGAGUGACGACGUCGUUUCGUGGAACGAGACCGGCACGGCGUUUGUGGUCUGGAAGACGGCGGAGUUUGCAAAGGAUUUGCUGCCGAAUUAUUUCAAGCACAACAAUUUCUCCAGCUUUGUUCGUCAGCUCAAUACCUAUGGUUUUCGCAAAACCGUACCCGACAAAUGGGAAUUCGCGAACGAGAACUUCAAACGAGGGCAGAAGGAUCUCCUCGUCCACAUCCGUCGUCGGAAAGCCGCUCCCUCGACGACUAAGACCGUCGCCGCCGCCAGUAACCUCGCUUCGCCGGCGAACUCUGGCGAGGAUCUUGGAUCGAGCUCCACCUCAUCCCAUGAUUCCAAAAACCCCAGCUCGGCCGAGACCCAGGCCUCGGCCCAGCUGGCCGAUUUAUCUGGCGAGAACGAGAAACUGAGGAAGGACAAUCAAAUCCUGAGCUUUGAACUCGCCCACGCCAAAAGGAAGUGCGACGAGUUGAUAGCUUUACUCACACGGUGCGUCAAGGUGGCGCCGGAGCAUAUCACCCGCAUCAUGUCCGGUGGAGAUGAUGAUGAGCUGGCUGAUAGCUGUGGAAACAUUGACUGUGAUGACAAUGGCGAAGACGAGAAUUGUAUGAAGUUGUUUGGGGUGGUGGUGAAGAAGAAGAGGGGUUGUAGUGAGAAUAACGAGUUUUCUGGGCCUCAAAAGAAAGAAAUGAAAAGGAGCCUCGAUGUUAGUGUGCCAUGGAUGAAGAUAUCCCCGUCAACUGGCGAGUGCAGUAAGGUUUGUAACUGA